Messenger RNA from Saccharomyces paradoxus, 1131 nucleotides. RefSeq names its product 8-oxoguanine glycosylase OGG1 (gene OGG1). The record is from RefSeq and is a predicted model, not a curated record. The coding region runs from base 1 to 1131 and encodes 376 amino acids. Gene Ontology annotation, molecular function: 8-oxo-7,8-dihydroguanine DNA N-glycosylase activity; damaged DNA binding. The transcript has a single exon. Gene Ontology annotation, cellular component: nucleus. NCBI's taxonomy places the organism in Eukaryota, Fungi, Ascomycota, Saccharomycetes, Saccharomycetales, Saccharomycetaceae. Gene Ontology annotation, biological process: base-excision repair; nucleotide-excision repair; base-excision repair, AP site formation.
AUGUCUUAUAAAUUCGGUAAACUUGCCAUUAAUAAAAGUGAGCUCUGCCUGGCAAAUGUGCUACAGGCUGGCCAAUCCUUCCGAUGGAUUUGGAAUGAAAAGUUGGAUCAGUACAGCACCACAAUGAAGAUAGGCAAACAAGAAAAGUAUUCCGUAGUGAUUUUGAGGCAAAACGAAGAGAAAGAGCUCCUAGAAUUUGCUGCUGUGGGAGACUCUGGUGACCAGGACGCCUUAAAAACUCACCUAAUGAAAUAUUUUAGAUUGGACGUGUCGCUGAAGCAUUUAUUCGAUAAUGUCUGGAUUCCAAGCGAUAAAAAAUUUUCAAAACUUUCCCCACAAGGCAUCCGUAUCUUAGCACAGGAACCAUGGGAGACGUUAAUUUCCUUUAUUUGUUCGAGUAAUAAUAACAUUUCAAGAAUCACGAGAAUGUGCAAUAGCCUUUGUUCUAAUUUCGGGAACUUAAUAACAACAUUAGAUGGCGUCGCCUACCAUUCCUUUCCCACAAGUGAAGAGCUAGCUUCUCGAGCCACUGAAGCUGACCUACGCGAGUUAGGCUUUGGUUAUAGAGCUAAGUAUAUUAUUGAAACUGCAAGAAAACUGGUGAAGGAUAAAGCUGAGUUUAAUAUUGCUUCUGACACCACGUACCUUCAAAGUUUAUGUGAAGAUGCUCAAUAUGAAGAUGUUAGGGAGCACCUAAUGUCCUACAAUGGGGUAGGUCCCAAAGUUGCUGAUUGCGUUUGUCUAAUGGGACUGCACAUGGAUGGUAUUGUGCCCGUAGAUGUCCAUGUGAGCAGAAUUGCGAAGAGAGACUACCAAAUAUCCGCGAACAAGAACCACAUCAAAGAUUUGAGGACAAAAUACAAUGCUUUACCUAUCACAAGAAGAAAAAUCAAUCCGGAGCUUGACCAUAUUAGAUUAACGCUUUUGAAGAAAUGGGGAUCGUAUGCUGGUUGGGCACAAGGUGUCUUAUUCUCUAAAGAGGUCGGAGGCACUAGUGGUAGCACUACAACUGGUGUAAUAAAGAAGAGGAAAUGGGAUAUGAUAAAAGAAACGGAACAAAUUGUUACGAAACAAAUGAAUUUGAAAGUUGAAUUGUCCGAGGUCCACAUCAAAGAAGCAAAAAUAGAUUAG